AGUUAAGGGGUCUCCGAUGUUUGUAUUCAAAUCAAGGUUCGAUUGCGAAGGCUGCCAGCAAGCUCUGUUCCCUGCUGCCGGGUGUUUUCAUCGCACACAGGGUAAGUAAAACUGGUCAUUUGAAUAGACGUCAACCAGAAACUAGGAAAAGAGCAAACAGCUACUAGAUUUUAUUAAUAUUGAUUGGAUGACCGGCAGUGAAAUCAUCAAUCGCGAAAGAAUUCUGACAGGCAGUAGUUAGGUCGCACGAAAGAAAUGUUCAAGUUUACUUAGAGAAAAAAAAAACAUGAAAAAUAACCGUUGUGCCUUCAAUUUAUCCAAAAAAAUAUCGCAUUUAAUUGGUUAUAGGUACGGCAAAACAGGCAACAAAAACGUGCAACUUGUUUUGCAACAUUGCUGCACUGACGAGUUGAAAAGCGAUGCUGCGUGUUUUGUCAUUCACGUUCAAACCUGUCUUGCAAGAAAUGAAGUCGGUUGCAAGUUGCGUGAAUCAGUACUGACUUCUCAUUGGAUAACACUACCCAGGAGUCACGCACACGGUAAUUGUGUCACUUAUUGCAAAACAAGUUUUCCCUAUUGGGCUUGUUAAUUAAACACGCAACAUGUACAGAUUUUGUUGCAAAAAGUAGAACUACUCUCAACUCUCGGCAACAACUUUUCGCAACCUGUAACAACCUGAUUCGUUGCAUGGCUGGUUGGAACGUGCGUGGUAAAACGCGCACCAUCGCUUUUUACUCGUUUUGCAGGAAUGUUCCAAAACAAGUUGCACGCUUUUGUUUGCCUUUUUACUGUACCGUUAGAUCAUACUCACUAUUCCCUCGUGUUGCUAUACUUGAGAGCGGUAUUGUUGGAGCUUCGGCUUUGGUUUAGAAAAACUUUAAUUAAAGAAAGUUUGUAAACAUUAAAACAUGAUAUAUCCACUUUGCUUCAUCUUGUAGAACGUCAAUUGAAUUAAUAAGAGCAACAAUGGCCCAGUACUUACUGCGAGUCAUAAUUCGUCACAAAUCUUCCACUGCCGGAAACAUGGUAAAGUAGAAAACGAGUGCGGAUACAGCUUGGCUGCACAAUUCCUUAAAUGUUUAAUAUUGCAUUCGGAGGGGGAGGGGCUCUAGAAUGAAAUUGCUCUACCAAAUGUGCUUGAAAAUCAAUGAAUUGUCAGUCUACAGUUUAUUCUCACAGAACUAUCAAACUCUUGAUUCAUUUAUCUAAUUUCCUGCGCCCGGUUCGAAGUCCAAUUAACGCUAACCUGUGGCUAAAUUUUGAUCCAGGUUCAUUUUCUUUUGUUAAAAAGUAUUUUCUUGGAUAUUUUUUCUAUUCUUUUUAGAGUACCCAAUCAUCAAGUUAUAGAAAAAAGAAUCAAACUGAAUUUGCUUUUAAGCUGUCAUAUUUGAAUUCAAAUUCCAUACUAACCCUAGGUUCUCUCUGAUCCAUUACGAUUGACAGAAGUAGAGAGCAUGAGAUAGGUACACCACACACAAGCAAAAUUCCUUCAUGCGUUUGCCCUGACUACAGCCUGAAAAAAAAACAAUCAGACGCAGAGCCUAGAUCUGGGUAGUGACAAGUCAUCAGUAUGGAAUUUCUGCAGUCGUUCAUCAGACGUCAUUUCACGGGGAAACCAGAGCUGGCAUGGCGAAACGUGGGCUGUUUUUUCAGGCUACCCUGACUUUUAGUGACUAUUGGGCUAGAGAUUUAAGCUGACUUUAAAAAUAUCUCGGACAAUAAAUAAUAUAAGCUGGUACCAACAUGAUGAACAAACUAAUAUUAAUAUUACUAUACAAUAUUUUAUAAUAUACAUUCCUAUAUAUUAAUUUUAUAAAUAAAUAUUCUGCAGUUUAGAAGUUUCCAGAUGCCUAUUACUAAGAUGUUAAAGUUUCAUGGGCAACACGAUGGUGCAAAACGGUUGAUUUCUUUCCAGAAGGGAGGAUAUCCUUGGCCUACAGCCUAUAACCGCAAUUUUACGGUAAAUGUUUAAAGUUACAAGACUGAAAUACCCUUAUGCGAACUUGUGUCCCUGCUUUAGAAUUGAUAGAACACUCCUCUUAUCCAAACCGGUGUCCAUUUGUGAGGCAACUUGUCAAGUUUAACUUGGGCGCAAAACCCAAUAGACAUUUAUCAUAUACUAAACAAGGUCAUUGCCCACUAAUAGAAAGACCUCAAUCUCAGACCGCAGUUUUUCCUGAUGUCUCUAUUAUGAAACUCGCUUAAUAGAACGCAAAACCCAAACGAAAAGUAUAUCAUUUUAAAAGACAAAAUGCCUCCUUUCGGAAGUUGUUUCAAAAAGUCAAAUUAGUACUUCAUCACAAAAUCAAAAAGGUAGUGUCACAAAUUUCUUAAUGCGCCGCCGUUUGACUCUAGAUCUCUUCUCGGUUUUGAUGCGUAAUUAAACAUUGUACAUCGUGUUUGGUAUAAUUAAUCACGGGCAGAAAAUUACAGGAGGAAAUAAACAGGAGGGAAGAAAACAUUAACCCACAAUUCCGUAAACCACUGGGUGAAUCGGCACAAGAUUUAGACGCAUAAGAUUUCUGGGAUCCGGCUUUUAGGUCACCGUCAAAACUGAGCCUUGAUUUUUUUAAUGGUUGCCUUUGAUACCAUCGACGAACAAUCCAAAAAGACCUUUUGCGAAAGCUUGUAGUUUAUCUCCAUGCAGUUUAUGAAGUGACGAAUAUUACUAUCUGACUUCCGUUGUAGAAAGAAACAUCGAGGGCAAGUGGGGGAGAGGCGACAUCAGACCAUCCUCAUCCUCAUCCUCAUUCAGGACCACAUGUACACUGGGUUUUUCCUUGGAUUCAUGUUCAUCACAUGGGUGACACCAACUUCACGCCAGCACAUCUCAUUCCUGCUAAAAAGAUUAACUCACCCCAUCGACCUCACGAAGUUGAACCGAACACCAGUUAUCGGAUGUGGGGUCUUGUUAGCAGGCAGAAUGACAGCCUGGUGCAGCGUGAUUCAACUAGUAGUUACGUGAAUUGUAAAGGAACCUUCACCGAUAAAACAGGCAACAGUAAGUGUUCUUUGUCCUGUCCUUUUCUUGCCCUUUGCCCUUUUUUUUUUGUUUUUCGUAUACCACGCUUCUCUCUCUAUUGUGACCCAAAAAAGCUUCAAAAGUGUGACCGGCGCGAGUGGUUACGUGACACCUCGAACCCCGGAUCUGGAUGUCCGGGGUUCAAAGCCUCGCCCGUUGCUUUGUUCCUGAGACAAGGAACUUUACUCCACUUUGUCUCUCUUCACCCGGGUGAGUAAAUGAGUACCGGCGACAUACUGCUGGGGGGUAACCCUACGAUGGACUAGCAUCCUGUCAAGGGGGGAGUAGCAAUACUUUUAGGCAUGCUUCUUGCUAAGGAAACCAGGAUAAGCUUAAUAGGCAGUUUGGGCUUUCGGCUCGUGUGCGCCUCUACCUUUUACCAUACUCGUAACUGAAUAAUUAUCCUCCUUCCUCUCUCAACACCCUCCCCGAACCAGCCAGAGAUAAAGGCAGACUGUGGUUCAGUUUAGAUUUCAAUUAGCCAUAUUAGCAUAGUUGACGAAAGAAAGGUUGUUUGUUAAAGUAAUUGGCUUUUUCUGUUACUUUACUUACUUUCAGUCGCUAUCUUGUGCUUGUAUGUAAUAAGUCGAUGACACCAUAGAGUAUGUCUUUUCUAGCAAUUAAAAGGUGAUGAAUUUGAGAAGCCACAAAAGUUAAACAAAGUGCUUGUAAAGGAGGAGGCUAUUCCUGUGCAACGAUUUACUGAAGUUUUUCUCAAGAAUUAAAGCUCUUUUGCCCUUAGUUUCUUUCUCGGCAGAGCGCUUGACUGCAGAGUGAGAGGUCGUGGAUUCCGGAUUCCUGGGGCCGGACCAAUACCCAGCCUAGGGUCUUAAAAUAACUGAGAAAUGAGCUCAACGAACUUUCCUUUGCCCUGCAAACGGCUAGACCUUUGCAUGGCUCGGAUGACCACGUAAGACAACAACGGCUCCGGCCCUCUUCAGUAGAGGACGUAAAAAUAGCGAUUUCAACGGUUUUUCUGUUGUCAUAUACUUUUAGCUCACAAUUUUUCCUUUUUUAUUCCAUCAUGUCAUUAUACAGGGAGUCAUAUUGCACGCUUUCCUACAUUUUAAGUUGUAACGUCUUAGCUUAGAGUUCCUAACUGUCAAAUGAGCCUUGCUUCUUUCUGUUGUUCUCAGUUAGUACUCAAGUGUUUAAUACUUUGACACUCAGAUAAAGGGCAUUUUUGUAGAGAUAUUUUAGUAAACCCGUGAAACAAUAUGUAACAAUUAGCGCCAAAUAGUUACAAGUAAACAAAUUAGAGUGUAAUACAGCGUAUUACUUCCCCUAUCUAUUUUACCGGUUAAGUAAAAUCACUCUAUCAUUGCAAGUUAUCACUAGCGAUGCUUUUCGAAUUUAGCGCCUAAAUAUACUAAAGAUUAUUUGUAAAAGAAAACUCGUGAAAUUUCUUUUGACAGGAGUGGAGAGAAUGGCCCUUCUCGGUUCAAAUCCAUUAAAUUCCUCUCAAUAUCUUUUUUAUAUAUAUAUAGCUGAGAUAACUACAAGCGACAUCAAUCAGGAUUAUGUGAGUUUACUUUUCAAGGACCCAACAACUCUUAAAAAGUACGUCGUGACUGCACAAGCCGACCCAAAGGGCAAUAUAAGCAUAGAGGCUGUGGUGAGUUAUUUGUAAGCCUAAGUAUCAUCUAAAGAAUUAUGGAGAUCUCGGAGGGUGUUAUCCAAAUUUAAUAAUUGUUUUCCAAAAAAAUUCCUUGUUUAAAAGCAAGCUAGAACAUGCUUACCUCAAUUGAUGUUAAGUUCAUUUUCAAUGGCCUGUUUCUCGGCAAGUAAAAGAGACAAAGGGUUGUUUGAAUUGGUUCUACAAAUAUUCUCCAAAUAGCAGAUGUCGUCCGUGUAGUUGUAUUCUUGAUUUUCUUGCUAUAUACUUUGUAGCCUGUGUACAGACCCCCCUCCCCUUGCCUAUUUCCCCCUCGCGAAACGAGUGAAAUGUUCCGCCAUUUUGUACUUACUACCAAAACAACCCAACUCGUCCCCAGGUCUUCUCGGUUUGCUGUCCAGUUUUCUUUGACGUCAUUUUUCACAUAUUGCAAACUUUUUUCAAAUUUGGUGAAGAUAUUGUCCCUGGGAUUUUAUGCAAUCAGAAGCAAAGAAGUAUUUUGAAUGAAUGAAUAAUAGACCUUAUUCAUGAUACCCGCCGUCAUUGCACGCGCUUUAGGAUUGAUGGGAUAAAGGCAACGUCACGUAGUAUUUCAGGGGUUAAAAAAUGAUAAAAUUUACCAAUACGGGUCAUUGCGGUCAAUUCUGUUCAGUCUAUCAAAACGAGACGACGAUUCACAGUGCGACUAUUGUAACCAGGGCCACCUAGACAAAGUUGAUCGGUGACAAGAAAACAACAACACCUUCCGAAAAAGUGAGUUGUCGAUCAUAAUUACCUUGGAAAGAAAUCAACGACAUAGUUCGAAAUAAACCAAUUACAACCUACAGACGUGACUUUCAAAACCCGUUGAAGAAGGUUUUUGUUUUUUGAGAGGUCUCUUAGAGCAAAACGUUACAGUCGUAUUUUUGAGUUGAGGUCGCAUGUUCAUUGCAAAGUGCGGCAAUGUUAGCGAAGAAUUUGCUGCUGGUAGAUGACAAAAUAACAGCUUGUGUCAAACAAAUAUGUUUCCUGGGUGUAAAGUUGUAAAGUUUCGAAUAACAUUGACUGGUGAACACUUUUGGUAUCGUAAAUAAGGACUAUCGCAGUCUGCUGUUGAUACGUGCUCGAUUAUUAGUCGCUGUUCGGGAAAUGAGCCCGCGCAACUCCCCGUAGAAGACCGCUCUCGGGGAGGACCGAGAAAUUAAACCUACCGUUUGAUAGUGUAAAAGAAGACUUAAACAAAGCUGAAAUCAUUAAUGCCAUGCUGCAGAUCAAAACUUUAAAUCUCUUCUCGUGCGAAAAAAAAAAAAAAACAGUAAAGAAUAGCGAUGCCCUCUAUUCACUGGCUUGUUUGACAGAAAAUGGGAGAAGUUUGGGAACUUGCACUUACCGUGAGCCUUAACUGAUCUUAACUUUACUUCACCCUUUAGUUAUUUAAAACAAGUAACUAUUGCCUCGAAGUAACUAUUACCUCUCCUCCGAUCCACGGACAAGCAAACAAUUGCCCUCGACUUCAACGCGCCCAUACAUACAAAUGGCCUUGCCUGGUCUCUUUAUGGCCUUGCACCCGGCCUUCUCGGUCAAUUCAUUUUGGUGACCCGAAACACACAAAACACGCCGAGCGCCGAGCGGAAUAACGAGGCCUGGGGUCAGGGCAAAAAAGGCCAAUCAUUAACCUAUGAGCAAGCUCUCUCGGCAUGCGCAAUCUCAGAGCUUUGCUCUCAAGCCCGAAAUUAAUUGAAAUAGAGCAGCAGCCAAAUAUUAAUCCCGUAUCCCGUCAAGGAAUAUUGCGUGUUCCUGAAUCCCGCAGUGUAUAGUGCAUUUCCAGACCCUGGUAUAUUCGUACAACUGGACUACCGUUGUUGGUGAAUUUUUAAACUCUUUGUUCAGUGAUGAAUAGUGCUUGUGGAUUUGGAUAAUCUAGAUUAUUCUCUCUUGAUUCGUAUCAUGUUUUUGUCUUUCUUGUCGUAUUUCAGGCAACUGCAUCAGGUCAACAAUAUUCGGACGAAGCAAAAUUUAAGCCUUUCUACUAUUGGAGUUAUACUAUUUUCCAGAACAAGUGGUUCAACACAAAGUACUUGAGCUGUGAUAGCACUGGCAACAUGACAUUGGUGGACAUGGCCGAACUAGAUUAUCCAAAUCCGCAAGCUCUGUUCAUUCUGAACAAAGUUUAAAAAUUUACCAACAGCGGUAGUCCAGUGAACAACUUGACGCAAGAGCUUUUGUUACACAUUAAAUGGUAUGUUAGUCGCCACUUUAAGACCUACGAAUUUCAAAUAUAGUUUU
Messenger RNA from Porites evermanni, 6902 nucleotides. Lineage: Eukaryota; Metazoa; Cnidaria; Anthozoa; Scleractinia; Poritidae. The record is from the annotation of a GenBank genome assembly.